Messenger RNA from Myripristis murdjan (pinecone soldierfish), 4623 nucleotides. It is a transcript of the gene trak1b, whose product is annotated as trafficking protein, kinesin binding 1b. Gene Ontology annotation, biological process: protein targeting; anterograde axonal transport of mitochondrion; vesicle transport along microtubule. Gene Ontology annotation, molecular function: myosin binding; GABA receptor binding. Lineage: Eukaryota; Metazoa; Chordata; Actinopteri; Holocentriformes; Holocentridae. The record is from RefSeq and is a predicted model, not a curated record. Bases 377 to 2986 code for a protein of 869 amino acids. Gene Ontology annotation, cellular component: cytoplasmic vesicle; dendrite; mitochondrion. The transcript has 18 exons.
CUCCCCAGCCUCCUCCCUGCCCCCAGACCCACACCCAGACCCCGAGCCUGGCCAGCACCAAAUCCAGGAGGAGCAGUAUGUGAGCGAGGGCGAGUGCAGCCAGAUCCCCACACACGCGGCGCCACCCGACUGCAGGGACGCCGAGACCAUCACAGAUGUGUGUAACAGCACUGACCUCCCGGAGUUUGAGAUCAUCAGUCUUCUGGAGGAGCAGCUGCCGGUGUACCGGUUGCGGGCCGACACCGUCUACGGCUACGACCACGAUGACUGGCUGCACACUCCCCUGGUCGCAGCGGACGCCAGGCUCGACCUGACCACUGAGCAGAUCGAGGAGACACUCAAAUACUUCUUGCUAUGUGCAGACAGAGUGGGCCAGAUGACGAAGACCUACAAUGACAUCGAUGCUGUCACACGUCUGUUGGAGGAGAAAGAGAGGGAUUUGGAGUUGGCUGCCAGGAUCGGCCAAUCGCUGCUCAAGAAGAACAGAAUUCUGACCGAGCAGAAUGACUACUUGGAGGAACAAGUGGGACACAUCACCGAAGAGGUGGCCCAGCUGCACCACGAGCUGAACCUGAAGGAUGAGCUGCUGCAGUUUUACACCAACGCAGCCGAGGAGAGCGAGGACGAGUCCAGUGGCUCCCCGACGGGGAAGAGGAGCAAACUGGAGACGGCUUCAGGAGGGUUUGGUACUGACACACUCCAGAGGAAACUCAAAGAGCUGGAAGAGGAGAACCUGUCGCUCCGUUCAGAGGCCAACCAUCUCAAGUCAGAGACCGAGACUUAUGAAGAGAAGGAGCAGCAGCUUGUCAAUGACUGUGUUAAAGAACUGAGGUUGUCCAGUCUGCAGAUCUCGACCAUAGCGGAGGAGCUGGCCCGUAAGACAGAGGAUGCUGCCCGACAGCAGGAGGAGAUCACCCACCUUCUCUCUCAGAUAGUGGACCUGCAGAAGAAAGCCAAAUCUUAUGCGGUGGAGAACGAGGAGCUCUCUCAGCACCUGAUGGCAGCUAAAGACGCCCAAAGGCAGCUCACAGCUGAGCUGCAGGAGUUGGAGGAGAAGUACUUGGAGUGUAUCGAGAUGCUCCACGAAGCCCAGGAGGAGCUGAAGAACUUGAGGAACAGAAACUACCCUGCAGGAACCCCCCGACGCUUCCACCCGCUGGGGCUGUACCCCAUGGAUUCUCUGGCAGCUGAGAUCGAGGGAACGAUGAGAAAGGAGCUGAGCCUGGACGACCCAGAGUGCGAGGAACAGAAGACCCACCGCAAGCGUGUGUUUGAGACGGUCAAGAACAUCAAUCAAACGGCCCGGCAGCGCUCGCUGGCCCCCUCCAACUCCAACAUCCCAGGCUCCAACCAGGCUCUGUCGGCUCGCACAUCGCCCCAGUCCAGUGGCCUGGUCACGCCCCACUCGGGCCUGUACGAGGGCGACAUCACCGGAGACGGUGUUGCCCUUGACAACCGAACUCAGAGCAUCCUGAUGGAGACAGCAUCCAACCAGGACAGCAGUGCAGACAGCCAUGAGAAGAAGGCUGGUGGGGCCGAGGACCUCCGGCUGGCCCUGCGCCGCCUGUCCCUGCGCCGGCAGAACAACCUGAGCGAGAGGCGCUUCUUCGAGGAGGAGAGGGAGCGGAGGCGCGGUGGUCAUGGAGGGAUCCAUGACAGCCAGGGGGGCGGCUUGACCCCCUCAGACAGCAUCAUGUCCCUGGGGAACAUCCACCUGUGGGCGUCGCGGGGGCCCUACCUCCCCGACAAGCUCCAGAUCGUCAAGCCGCUGGAAGGUUCUGCCACCCUGCACCACUGGCAGCAGUUAGCCCAGCCUCACCUCGGCGUGAUCCUGGACGCCAGACCAGGAGUCGUGCCAAAGGGCUACAGACCCCUCGAGCUAGAGCUGGAACAGGUGUAUCCGUGGGGCGGCUUUGAGGAGGACGAACCCAGUGAGCAGUACUUCCAGAACCUGCCCACCUCCUCAGCCUCAGCCUCCCCAGCUCUGCCCUCCACCUCCAGCACCGGAGAGGCCAACCCUGGGCAGCCGCCGCCCAGCCUCGCUCCGCCCUCUCCCCCUUCCCCGUCUGCAUCACCGCACCUCAGCAACACCGACGCCCUGGCUGCGUACUAUCCAGGUAAAUGCAUGGCCCACACCAGUUCGACCUACACCUUCACCACCUGUCGGAUCCUGCACCCGACCGAUGAGCAGACCCGGGUCACACCCAGUCUUAACCCGGGCCCAGCCACGUCUUCCUGCGUGAUGACCAGCACUCUGCUGGGCACUCCUGCUGCCACGCCAUGCACCCCCCGCCGCCUCAGCCUCCGGCCCUCCGAAUCCUCUACCAACCUCAGAGAAGCAACGCGGACCACCAGCACUUCCUUGGGGUUAGUGCGCCUCCUCCAGGAGAGAGGGAUCUCAGCAGCCAUGUAUCACCAGAGCCAGGGCUUGGAGCGCAGUCAGGGCAUUGGAGGUGUCUUAUUCAGCACCUCCAUCACCCCUCAGAGGGCCCCUCACCCUGACCCCAUGCGCCCCUCUACCCCUCCCAAUUCCCCAACAGGACAGGGAGGCUCAGUCAUACCGCCAGGAGGAAGUGCAGACAACCCCGUGGGCUUCGACUUCAAGAGCCCUUCCUACGACAACUUCCUUGCCUCCAAGCCAGCUCGCUCUAUUCUGAAGGAGGUGACGAGGGGCAGGCAGAGAGCGAGGGACUGUGAAAGCCAGACAGAUGUUAGUGUCACCGUCCACAACCUCAACUUGGUGGACAAGGUGAAGCGGCUGGGCGUGGCUGGAGCUCCAGGGGGCAGAGCCGUGAGCCCUGGUCCCAUCCUAGCGCCUCUGGGAGGACUGCGUAGGUCCGCUUCCCCUUUCGGUCCUGAUGGAAUAAGGAGGAACAGGAGUUACCCGGCUAUGGUUGGGGCCAGUAUGGCUAUGAAAGGCCCGGGACCCCAGGAGGAGGCUGAACUGCUGCUGGCCAGGCUGCCCAAACAGAGCAGCCUCAAGUAGGACCGAGGACUGGCUGUCACCUUCCAGCACAAACACUGACUGGCACCAUUGUUACUGUAACAGUCGUCACAAUGGAACAGUUACUAGUCCCUGCUGUGGUCCCACACUGACACUGUGCAGCUGGAGAGGCUGCUCCUGCUUGUAUCAAAAGCAACUGAAGACUGUCUUGAAGAGAGACUUGGGCUGUUCCCACUUGGCAUUAACAUUCAUCUCAGGUGAUCUGAUCAAAGCCUUGAUUCCUCUGAGCCUUACUCCCUCUCCCUCUCAUCCCUUCCUCCUUGUCACCUCUCUAUGCUACACUAUAACUAUCCUUCUAAUAUUCCCCACCCUUCCUAUUCCUUAUAUCUCACUCAAUAACAAAACAGUUGUGCCUAUCCUCUCUAUUUCUAGAAUUGACCAAUAAAAAUCAUGCCAUCGCACUGCAAAAACUAUUCAGAUUUAAAGGUUCCAUUCCAAACUUGUUGGAGGCUCGUGGAGACGCAUUAGCUUUCACAUUACAGAUGUAUGUGUCUGCCUCCAAAAGCAGUUGGAGUGAUUGGAUCACAGUGUCCAACACCACUCACAGUGAGCCAUGUCCAUUUAUGGUCGGAUCACCAGAGGCGGAUGUUAAUGCCAAGUGUGAACAGAGUCUCCCUCUCUCAACUCAGAUCCCUGCUCUGGAGGUUGACUCCACUGGAUAGGUGUAGUAUUCACUUUCGUCUUUCUGAAAAUAAAUAUACCAAAUAAUUGCACAUGAAAGGCCAUCGAAAUACAAAGGUACUUUGGUACACUCCAUCAAAUUAGCCAUCACACUAGUUGGCUUUUUGUCAUAGCACUUGAACACGCCUUUCUUCUUAGCUAGUGUUGGAUUACGAAGCAAAUCUUAAGUUCCAUGUUUUAUUUAUGAUUAAGAAUUUAAAGUAAACAUAUGAAAAUAUCUCUCUCUCCUUAUCUGUCAGCCUGACUCUAUCUCUAUUGCCCUGUUUCCAUAUCCCUCCUACAGUAAUUUACGUGCAAGAUGACAAAUCACUUUCAAGAAAUCAUUUAACUGAUUUUCUGUCAGUAUUAAAGAUGCUUUGGUUUAGUUUCCUAAUUGGCCAUUAGACAGGGAAGUUGAUGGUGCUUCCAUUGAGCCGGACAGAUCAAUACUCAGAAGCCACAGCUUACAGAGGGGGCUGGAUAGUGGAGUGGAGGACGGAGAGAGGGAUGAGUGAAGUGAUUGUGGCUAAUCAGCCAUUGUGGUCGGAAGCUUUCUUAUGGUUUUGUCGGUGGAAUGAAGCAAUAUAGUGCCUCAAGAAUCUCUGUGUUUUGAUAAUAUAUGUCUUUCAUGCAUUGGAUUAGGCUGUGAAAAAGCUGUUUGUCUCAGUUACAGGAGCUGUCCAAGCCAUCGUUGCACUCAUUACAUGUUUAUUUAUUUAAAAAAAAAAAAAAAUCUUAUCCUGUAUUUAAAACUAUUUUUCGUACAAAGUAUUAUGUGUCACCUCACAUGUGCUCACUGUACAUACGACUCCUCAUUGCUAUUGAAAUGCCACUAAUGACACACUCAGAGAUGAAUCACAGACAGACUGUGUGUAGUACAUUUCCAGAAACCAUACAGCACUGUAAUUAUUGGGGUGAGCAUGCAAUCAGGGUACUAUUUUUUUUUUUUCCAAAUUAAA